AUGCCAUCGAAGGGGUAUACAUCAGGUUUGAUAAAAACCACGGAGGGUGAACCAAUACUAACCGAGGAGGAAUUCAAUAUGGCCAACCAGCUGCGUGAUUUGCGAUUGCAAUAUACCGACAAAUGGACUGAGUGGCAGAAGCAACGGGAUGUGGUUCACUAUUGCAAACAUGUACUCGAGUUGAGUCGUGCUCGACUUGUUCAGGAAUUCGAUACAUGGUAUAAUGGAUGCUUUAUCGAUCAGCCCACGAAUCAAUCGAUCGAGCGAUUCGCAGGCAUUAAUCUUAGUUCGGACAUGAUCGAUCUUGUGCCCACAAUGCAACCGAAUUCGUCCGGGGACGAACUGUGUACCGAUCGGGNUGCUGUGGCCCAAUUCCAGCUCACACAACGUUUUGUUUUUUCUAAACAGCCCGAGGCAGGUGUUUACGAGCGCGCGAAAGAAUCGGUCAUUCAUAGGCUCAAAAAAGGAAAUGCCUACGGAAACCAACCACCCCAGACGGAAUUGCUCGGUUGGAGAUUUGGGAUUUUUGAGGCUACCUGA
Messenger RNA from Echinostoma caproni, 540 nucleotides. The record is from the annotation of a GenBank genome assembly. Lineage: Eukaryota; Metazoa; Platyhelminthes; Trematoda; Plagiorchiida; Echinostomatidae.